Molecule: messenger RNA, 1820 nt
Organism: Nelumbo nucifera (sacred lotus)
Lineage: Eukaryota; Viridiplantae; Streptophyta; Magnoliopsida; Proteales; Nelumbonaceae
Product: transcription factor RF2b-like
Biological process (GO): regulation of DNA-templated transcription
Cellular component (GO): nucleus
Molecular function (GO): DNA-binding transcription factor activity
Source: RefSeq, a predicted model, not a curated record
ACAAUCUCUCUCUCUCUCUCUCCUCUUAACACUUUCGUAUUAGCUGCACUCUCUCUCUCUCUCUCUCUCUCUCUCUCUCUCUCUCUGUGGCUUUGCAAUGGAAGAACAGAAAGCAGAUCAGAGCCGAAGAGACAUGGAUAAUUCACAGGGUGCCCAAAAUGCAAAAGCGACGACGCCAAUGCUCGGGACCUUCAGAAGUUCUCAUCAUCGGCGAGCACACUCGGAGAUGAAUUUCAGGCUGCCCGAUGACCUAGAUCUCGCCGGAGAUCCAUUCGACGCGCCGACUGGGAGCUACGAAGAGAUCGGAUCAGAGGACGAUAUCUUCUCUACUUACAUGGACAUCGAGAAGCUCGGAUCCAAGAUUGAGGAUUGUAGUACUGGAGGAGCGACGAAGCUCGGAGAUUGUCGGAUCGACAAUGCCGCCUGUGUGGGUCAGAAUGGCGGUACCGGAGUUGGUGGGGUUGCGGUGGAAUGCGGUGGUGGGGAUAAGAACGUGAGGCCGCGGCACCGGCACAGCAAUUCGGUUGAUGGGUCUUUGAUUUCGAGGGGCGGUGAGUCUUUGUUUGCUGAUACAAUUGAGGCCAAGAAGGCAAUGGCUCCUGAUAAGCUUGCUGAGCUCUGGGCUAUUGAUCCCAAGCGGGCUAAAAGGAUUCUUGCAAAUCGGCAGUCUGCUGCUAGAUCAAAAGAGAGGAAGGCUCGCUAUAUAUCAGAACUUGAGCGAAAGGUUCAGACAUUACAAACUGAAGCAACAACCCUUUCUGCACAAUUAACGCUAUUUCAGAGAGAUACAACAGGUCUGACUACCGAGAACACAGAGCUUAAGCUUCGGUUACAAGCUAUGGAGCAGCAAGCUCAGCUCCGUGAUGCCCUAAAUGAGGCACUGAAGCAGGAAGUUGAAAGACUCAGAAUUGCUACUGGGGAAGUAUCAAGCCCUGGAGAUGCACUUAACUUGGUGAUGCACCAUGUGCAAUAUUCUCCAUCACCUUUCUUCUGCCUUCCACAACAACCAGGUUCUGGAGGCCACCAGAGCUUUCAGAUGCCGCAAUUUCAACCUUCUCAGUCUAACAUGGGAAGCCACCCACUGCUUGCAUCUCAAUCUCAUGCUUUCUCAGAGAUGUUGCAGCAGGAUCCCCUUGGCAGAUUACAGGGGCUUGACAUAAAUAGUAGGGGCUCACAUCUCGUGAAGUCUGAAGGCCCUUCAAUCUCUGCCAGCGAAAGUAGCACCACCUUUUAACUUGAAUUUGGCAUCCAUCCGCUGACCUUACCAAUUGCCCUACCCCAUAUGUUAGACUGUCCAUAACCUGACAUCAUUCUGCUGUCCCGUCCAUGUAGCUUUGUUACUCCUCGUUAUUUCCCAAAAUAUUUUUAUUAAUUUUUUAUUCCAUUUGUAUCUUUCUUGUGGCUCUAUUUUUCUUCUUAGCGUAACUGCUUUGACUUCAUCUUUCUGUUUCUUUCUUUGGUCAAGUUCUUUUCAAACACCAUCACUGAGUUACUUUUAUGUUUAAUCAAUACAGAAUUCAUUUUAUUGGUGUGUCUGAGAAAGAGAAGAAACAUUGUUGAUUGUUUUCUCCACUAGGGGUCUGUUUUCUUUUCUUUUCUUUUUUUUGCUGGGGGGGAGGGGGUGUGAAGGUUGAAUCUACCCAUGUCGAGCCCUAUUUGUAUCAUCUCUAUUGGUACUUCUAUAGCUUUAUAUUUGUAGUUAUGUUCUUGACAUUAACUUGAUUUAUUUGGUUGAUUUGAAUCUAAAUCAUCCUUUCUCGGAAGUUAAUGUUACUGAAACGGUUGUAGUUUUGAUUAAUUGUUUACAGUAUUGGACCAUA